This is a messenger RNA of Cydia strobilella, 867 nucleotides long. RefSeq names its product small nuclear ribonucleoprotein F (gene SmF). Gene Ontology annotation, cellular component: catalytic step 2 spliceosome; pICln-Sm protein complex; U1 snRNP. Gene Ontology annotation, biological process: spliceosomal snRNP assembly; mRNA splicing, via spliceosome. NCBI's taxonomy places the organism in Eukaryota, Metazoa, Arthropoda, Insecta, Lepidoptera, Tortricidae. The transcript has 3 exons. The record is from RefSeq and is a predicted model, not a curated record. The coding region runs from base 146 to 412 and encodes 88 amino acids. Gene Ontology annotation, molecular function: RNA binding.
AAUUAGCAUCCCCAUAAACAAUAUCUUUAAAAAAAAGUUUGUGGCGGCUGGCGGCAUCAUACGCAACAGCGUUUUUAGGUUAUUCGGCGAAUAACUGAAUUUGUAUUUAUUUUAACUGUUAAAAGAAAAAGACAAAUAACCAAAAAUGGCAGCGGCUAUGCCCAUCAACCCCAAGCCUUUCCUCAACAGUUUGACAGGGAAAUCCGUGCUUGUGAGGCUAAAAUGGGGCCAUGAAUACAAAGGGCUCUUGGUGUCCGCCGAUGGUUACAUGAAUCUGCAGUUAGCUAACACCGAGGAAAUUGUUGACGGCAAAUGCACAGGAAAUCUCGGAGAAGUUCUAAUCAGGUGUAACAAUGUUCUGUACGUGCGAGGGGCAGAGGAAGAGGAUGAAGAGGGAGAAAUGAAAGAAUAACUUUUAGUCUAUAAUUUUUAUAAGUUACAAUAAGUGUACUAGGGUAUUGGAUAUACCGAGUCAUGAAACUGGUAAAAGGAUCUUUAUUGAGAAACUAUUCUUUUGUUUGGGUAACCAGACACUUAAGAUAAUUUUUUUAACAUACACUUUUCAGGAGUUUGUCUCCUAACCACUUUUUUUUAACUGGUAUGUUAGGCACUUAUUUUCUUUAUCAUAAAAGUGUAUAAAGUUUAAACAAGAAUCCGGGACAUAUGGGUCAUUGAAAUAAGCUGCCCAUUGCUUCAUUGUGUUUUAGUAUAAACCAAUGAUUUACAUGCAAGCCAUGGUAUCUGAAAUAGAAUUCUUUUUGUCAGUUUCAUUAACUCUAAAACUGAGUGUUUGUGGAAGAUUGCACCGACUGUUGAAUUGAAUAAUUCAAUUUUGUGGUUUUCUUAAAUAAUAAGAAUCUAUUCCAA